UACAAAAAUUCCUCAUAGAUGCAUGUGUGUAAAGUGAAUUAAUUUAUUAAAUAUAGUUUUGUGAAAUAAAGUUUAAUCAUAUAAUUAAAUUAAAAUUGUAAAUUGUAAAGUAUUCUCUUCGAAACUAGAUUUUCUUAUAUUUUCAAUAAACUUAUGAACUCAGUAUAAUAAAGAUCUGCGUCUAUCGCAAAUAUGGCCGUCCUGUAAUGAAUCGGUGGUCAGUGAUAUUAUAGUUAUUUCAUACAAAAUGCAAAAUUUCAAAAUGGAACUACGUGUUGGUAAUAAAUACCGAUUGGGUCGUAAGAUAGGCUCAGGAUCUUUCGGAGAUAUUUAUUUAGGAACUGAUAUUGUGACUAAGAAGGAGGUAGCCAUUAAAUUAGAAUGCAAAAGAACUAGACACCCACAGCUCCACAUAGAGAGUAAAUUUUAUAAACUUAUGCAAGGAGGUGUCGGUAUCCCUAAGAUAAAAUGGUGUGGCUCGGAAGGAGAUUACAAUGUGAUGGUUAUGGAGUUGCUGGGGCCAUCUCUGGAAGACCUCUUUAACUUUUGUUCCCGACGUUUUUCUCUCAAGACUGUUCUCAUCCUUGCUGAUCAACUCAUCACCCGCAUUGAGGACAUACAUUAUAGAAAUUUUAUACAUAGAGAUAUUAAACCAGAUAACUUUCUAAUGGGACUCGGUAAAAGGGGUAACAUAGUGUACAUAAUAGAUUUCGGGUUAGCAAAGAAGUACAAAGAUCCCCAUAAUAACCAGCACAUACCAUACAGAGAAAACAAGAAUUUGACCGGCACUGCUCGAUAUGCCUCCAUAAACACACAUCUGGGUAUAGAACAGUCCCGUCGUGAUGAUCUGGAGUCCCUCGGCUAUGUUCUAAUGUACUUCAACAGAGGCAGCCUGCCCUGGCAGGGACUGAAAGCUGCUACCAAACGACAGAAGUAUGAGAGGAUAUCUGAGAAGAAGCUCUCAACACCAUUCGAUGAAUUGUGCAAAAAUCACCCGAUCGAGUUCCAGCAGUACUUGAAGUACUGCAGGCGACUUCGCUUCGAGGAGCGACCGGACUACGCCUACCUCAGACAGCUGUUCAGGAUGCUGUUCCACCGGCAGGGCUUCACCUACGACUUCGUAUACGAUUGGAACAUGCUUAAGUUUGGAGCACUGCCCGCCACGUGUCAGACAGGAGUCGCAGACCGCGCUAUACGAGCCGCCGCUCACACCAAGAAACAAGAACCGGACACUACCACUGGCGCCGGAGCCGUGGGUCACCCGAGCACCGCUGUGGCGGCCAUAUGGGAGGGACGGUGAGAGGGUUCCGCCGCGCGCCCCUCCCGCCCCUCCACCCGCACACACCGCGCGCGACACCACGAGUACCCUCCCCGGACGCCCCGCGGCCACCGCGGACACGCCGGACACCCCGCCGCAGAAGGACGGCCGGCGACACAGGCAGGUUCAGUGUUGAAAUAACUCUUAUAAACAAACUCAUCCUCAAUUAUUGUAAGACGGACUGAACUCUGCGGGUCUAUUGUACUUUAUGCUCAGUUAUAUUUAGAUUUAAUCCGUGCGUGUGUGUCGUGUGGCGUCGUGUCGUGUCGCGUCUUGUCGCGUCGUGUCGUGACGCGUCUCCCUCGCGGGGAGGGGAUGUCGGUUCAUCGACAUGAGGCCGAUUUUUCGACACUCGUUUUUAUGACGACCUCGACUGUGGAAAAUCUAUAUGAUGUACGCCAAAUAUAUGACAUCUUGUUUAAUAAUAAAUUGUUUAAGUUUAUGAUUGGUAUCGUUUUUAAUAUUUUGCUAUUACUGAUGCGAGGAACUGUUGAUACUACGACUUGUGCAAUAAUAAUUUGAAAUGAAUCAAUUGUCUUCCAUCACAGAAACGGAACUUGAUAUUUUCUGUACGUUGAGUUGUCCUUACUGUAAAUUCACCCGAAUCUUGCUUGUAACUAUCAGUUCGACACGUCCAGCCACUGCCAUAGGUUUAAUUAGAUAAGUUGAAUCUGUGAAAGCUAUUUACUUCUAUCAUUAAUGUGUAAACAGUAAACAAUCACUCAUCAGUUCUCUGGAAGACAAUGGUACUUUGACACUGACGCCCGUACAUGAAUUCUUCUAUUGCUGUUGCAACAUUUCUGAUGUAAUUCUGUCUCCUUUUUCACUUUGAUCUCAUGUUGAUUACCAAAAUCGUUUAUCUUCUUAACUUAUAAGCUAUUUAGCAUCGAUAUUAAAACGGGGCAAAGGAUAUUAAUUUGUUUAAUAAAAAAAAAUAAUAAUAAUAUUCAAAUGAUAUUUUAUAACUAGUACAUGUUCAUUAACAUUAGGAUCAGAAAUGGCAAAAUGAAAAGAUAAAAUAUUUAAAAUACAUAUACAUAUACUUAUACAUAUACAUAUAUAUAUAUAUCUCGGUGUAUAAUUGGAAUUAUUGUUUAUGAAACUUCACUACUAGGUUUAUUGUUAUAUUUAAAGGCAUAUAACUGCUUGGGAGUAACUAAAUCUGUUUAAUGAUGUUAGUGUUUGUCAUACGAUCAUUUAAUCACAUGUAACUUGUAUUUCAGUUUCAUUAAUACAUAUAUGAUUUAAAAAAAAAAACAGCAUGUACAUGUGUGGCCUAUGGUUGGUACCGGAAUAUAAGUGUAACGGUGUCCGAGUCUAAUUACUUGUAAACUUGCAAUCUGUGGAAUUAAAAAUGUAUUAUAUUAUGUAUAUGUAAAUGCUGAUUUCUCAGAUUGGAUUUGCGAUUAAUUACUAUGGAAUAGGAUCAUCUAUCUCUAAUAUGACUGAGAAUUAGGUUCAAUUUUGUGUAAAUAUUAUAUUUAAUGUAGUGGAUUUUUUUUUGUUAAUGGAUGAAUUUUUGUAUGUCAUGACUCUGUUAAGUGUCGUUUUUAAGGUAAUCCAUAAGCUAAUUAGUUGUUAAUGUCCAUUUUAUUAUUCAUGUAUAUCAAUAUAAAUGUGUGAAUGGAAAGACGAUAUUUUUUAAAACACAUCGAAAAUCCAACAGUUGUUGUGAAAAAAGAUUUGCAAGAGGAAGUUUUUUAAUUGUUCCAUAUAUAUAUAUAUAAAUGUUUGGUUUGUUUAUAGUUAAGGUUUAGUGAACAGUAUUCUUAGCAUUUUUCAUAAAUUCUAUUGAUCCUAUAUUUUGUACCUCAAUUUGUGAAUAUAAAACGGUCAUUGCUUUUAAAUUUAGAUGGAUUGUAACAUUUAAAUUUGGUGCCAAUUUAUGUAGUAUUGGCAUAAAUACUUAAAUGGACAUUGUAAUAAUGAAAAGUUGGUACAUUUUUUUAAUCCCAAAUAUAUUUUUAUGAUAUUGUUUAACUGAUACAUGUAAAGAUAGUUCGGUUAAGCUUUUUGUAUUGUCAUAAUAUGUGCUGACAGCGAUAUGACCUCGAUGGAGCUCCAAAUUUAGGGCUUCUGGCUGUUGUACAACUAGAGGGGCGAUCAAAUAGUGGAUAAGUUAGUUACAUACUGUGGAGUGCUUACUAAACGGUGUCAUCGCUUUUGAAGUUUAGUGUAUAAUCUAACUGACGGAAGACUUUAGACUUAAUUAUCUGUAAAUAAUAAUUAUAAACUCUGAUGUCUAAGUAGUAAGAUACUUAUGUAAGCCAGGUACACUGUUUUUUUACAAUAUCUUAGAUAAUUAAAUUAACUGUUAUAGUGAUAAUGUUAUAUUAUUUGGCUACAUUUAUUGAAUAUAUUUUUGAUGGUUCAGUAGCUGAAAGUCGUGAUAUAGCAUAUUGAUGGAUGAUUUCCAAUCCACUUACUUGUCUUUGGAAUUUAUCGUCUCCAGAAAUUAUCUAUGGGAGGGAACUAAACAGUAGGUGUAGGGAAUUAGAGAAAUUACAGCUUCUAUUGGAUUUAAAAAGUUAAAAAAAAAAUUUUUUUUGAGGGUAUCGGUAUGAGAGUUCCCUCCUCGAUUCGGGUGUAUUAUAUUCAAAUGUGAUUUGUAACAAUGUGUAACUCAACAUUUAGUUUACAUUGUGCUCAUUAUUUCCCGCGAUUUGUAUAGCUUAGCAUAUUAAUAUGCUUUUAUUACCUAAAAUUAUUAUGCUUGCAUUGUUUUCUACGUCCAGUAUGUAUGAUUCCUUUGGCACAAUAAACCGAAUAAAAUAA
Molecule: messenger RNA, 4093 nt
Organism: Danaus plexippus (monarch butterfly)
Lineage: Eukaryota; Metazoa; Arthropoda; Insecta; Lepidoptera; Nymphalidae
Gene: dco
Product: casein kinase I-like
Exons: 8
Coding region: 248-1300 (350 amino acids)
Biological process (GO): signal transduction; peptidyl-serine phosphorylation; endocytosis
Cellular component (GO): cytoplasm; nucleus
Molecular function (GO): protein serine/threonine kinase activity; ATP binding
Source: RefSeq, a predicted model, not a curated record